Molecule: messenger RNA, 3313 nt
Organism: Sinocyclocheilus rhinocerous
Lineage: Eukaryota; Metazoa; Chordata; Actinopteri; Cypriniformes; Cyprinidae
Product: gastrula zinc finger protein XlCGF58.1-like
Exons: 3
Coding region: 352-2673 (773 amino acids)
Biological process (GO): regulation of transcription by RNA polymerase II
Cellular component (GO): nucleus
Molecular function (GO): RNA polymerase II cis-regulatory region sequence-specific DNA binding; DNA-binding transcription activator activity, RNA polymerase II-specific
Source: RefSeq, a predicted model, not a curated record
AUAUGAUGAAGGAAAUAAGCCGGAGUAAUGAUGCUUCUGAUCCACACUCCGGAGCAGAAGAUGGCGGUAAUGCACCAAUACGCUGGAUGACAACCGCCGUGAAAAUAUAAGAAAAAGAAGAAGAAGGAGUAAUGAUGCAGGAAAAUAAUCCAGAAGGUGGCGGUAAUACAACGCGUUUGGAUGCAAGCCGCCGUUAAACCUCGAAGAAGAAGAAGAAGAAAACAAGAAGUCACCGCUAGCGCCAUCACACAGCUUUGAGUCUUCUGAGGUGAGAUCUGCUCCUCCAACCACACAGCAAUUCACCUACAGUUCAGCUCCUCCCACAACAGUUUAUGAAAGAAAGUAAAAAACAUGACUGAUCCAGAACCCAGCAGAAUAAAACAGGAAGAUACUGAACAACAAAUAGACCUGAUAGAACAGAACAAGGAGAUUGAAGAACUGAUUGAAGAGGGGGAGAACCAUUAUGUCAAAACUGAAGAGAUAUCCUGGAAAUCCUCAUUGAAAAGAAGAGGCAAAAUAUGGCCUCCGUGUGAAAAGAGUCCCUCAUGCAAGCAAAAUCCUGAUAUUCACAUACAAUUUCAUCUUGAAGGGAAGUUGUACACAUGUGAUCAGUGUGAAAAGACUUUCACAAUAAAAGGAAACCUUACAAAACACAUGAAUAUCCACUCUGGGGAGAAGCCAUACACAUGUGGUCAGUGUGGAAAGUGCUUCAGACUAAAGGUAAUCCUUAAAAAACACAUGAAUAUCCACGCUGGGAAGAAGCCGUACACAUGCGGUCAAUGUGGGAAGAGCUUCAGACUAAAAGCUACUCUUAACAAACACACGAGGAUCCACACUGGAGAGAAGCCGUACACAUGUGAUCAGUGUGGGAAGAGUUUCUCACAAAAAGAAUACCGUGAUGCACACCUAAAAACCCACACUGGAGAGAAGCCGUACACUUGUGAUCAGUGUGGGAAGAGUUUCACACAAAAAGGAGCCCUUAAUGUACACAUGAGGAUCCACACUGGAGAGAAGCCAUACACAUGUGAUCAGUGUGGGAAGAGUUUCAGACUUAAGCAAACUCUUAACGAACACAUGAGGAUCCACACUGGAGAGAAGCCGUAUGCAUGUGAUCAGUGUGGGAAGAGUUUCAGAAAAUAUGGUGGUUUUAAAAAACAUCUGCUUACUCAUUCUAGAGAAAGACUAGAAAACUGUGACCAAAGCAGUAGAAAUUUGUUUAGGGCAAAUUUCCUGAAGGACCACCUGAAAGUUCAUACAAAGGAGAAGCCUUACAUAUGUUAUUUAUGUGGAAAGAGUUUUAGUCAGAUGGUUGCAUUAAAGAUACAUCAGAAAAGACACAGCGGAGUGAAGGAUCAUGCUUGCUCUGAGUGUAGGAAGACUUUUUUUACAUAUGGUGCACUGAAGGUGCACAAGACAGUUCACACAACAGAAACACCUUACAAGUGUUCACACUGUGACAAGAGCUUCAAACGGUCAACAUAUCUGCAAAUACAUGAGAGGAUCCACACUGGAGAGAAGCCGUAUACAUGUGAUCAAUGUGGGAAGUGUUUUAGACUAAAAGAAAUGCUUAAUCAACACAUGAAUAUCCACACUGUAGAGAAGCUACACACAUGUGAUCACUGUGGGAAGAAUUUUGGACAAAAAGGAAACCUUAACAAACAUAUGAAAAUCCACACUGGAGAGAAGCUACAUACAUGUGAUCAGUGUGGGAAGGGUUUCGUAAAAAAAGAUAACCUUAAAGAACACAUGAAAGUCCACACUGGAGAGAGGCCACACACAUGUGAUCAGUGUGGCAGGAGUUUCACACAAAAAGGAAGCCUUUUCAAACACAUGAAAAGCCACACUGGGGAGAAGCCACACACUUGUGAUCAGUGUGGGAAGAGUUUCACAUUAAAAGAAACCCUUAAUGAUCACAUGAGGAUCCACACUACAGAAACACCUUACAAGUGUUCACUCUGUGACAAGAGAUUCAAACGGUCAAAAUAUAUGAAAAUACAUGAGAGGAUCCACAAUGGAAAGAAGCCGUAUACAUGUGAUCAGUGUGGGAAGAGUUUUGCACAAAAAGGAAACCUUAACAAACACAUGAAAAUCCACACUGGUGAAAAGCUGCAGACAUGUGAUCAGUGUGGGAAGAGUUUCACAAAAUCAAGUGUUUUUAAAGUUCAUCUCCGUACUCAUUCUAGAAAAAGACAAUAUGAUUGUGACCAGUGUGGUAAACAUUUUUUUACGACAGGUGCCCUGAAGAAGCACCUGAAAGUUCAUAUAAAGGAAAACCCUCAUUUGUGUUCUUUGUGUGGAAAGAGUUUUAGUGAGCUGGCUGCUUUAAAUUGUCACCAGAAAAGACACAGCAAUGUGAAGGAUCAUAUUUGCUCUGAGUGUGGGAAGGCUUUUUUUACUGAUAGUGAAGUGAAACAGCACCAGACAGUUCACACUACAGAAACACCUUACAAGUGUUCACACUGUGACAAGAAAUUCAAACGUUCAACACAUCUACAAAUACAUGAGAAGAUCCACACUGGAGAGAAGCCGUAUCACUGUCAUUCAUGUGGGAAGAGAUUCACUCAAUUAUCUUCUCUAAUCUGUCAUAAAUUACAUGUGUGCAUGUCUGAAAUUACAGUAAGUAGUUCAAGUACUGAUCCUGUACUUCCAGGUGUGAUGGUUAAUAUUGAUUAAUCAGAGAUUAUUAGAAUGAUUAAUCAACUAACCUUUGAAUAUUUCACAGAUUGAUCAGUCACUUUUAUUGAUUAUUCAGCUUUUAGAGUUUGUUAAAAUGUUGAGUUAUAUCCAUUCUAACUAAUAAAUAAAACAAGGAAAUCACUUCGGUUUUUGAAAAUGUCUUUUUAAUAAACUGAGUAAAUUGAAUUAUUGUCCUCUUUAGGUAUUCUGUAAUCCUCAGAUGUCAUCAAUACACCAACUUUGCUUAGAACUGAAACACAAAAACAAAAGUGCAUUUCACAACACAUAGGAGGCUAAAAUAUUAAUCUACAAACAAAUCAUUAUCUACAUCCCUUUGUGAGUGCUGUGGUCAGCAAUCUUGAGAACACUGAGGCUUGCGGGCUUGAGAGCAUAGGCUGAGGAUCCUCCACACUGGAUACUAGUCUUGUCCACGUUGAGACGGAUCCAGUGGUAGCCAUGAUGGCUGGAGUCCGUGGACCAAGCUCUGGGGGAAAGUUUAGGGGUGGUUCCUCCUCUACCUGUCCUACUGUGACAGGAGAUCUACACAGCUGUAGGGCCAGGUCCACAUAUUGAGCCAUGGUCCACCUGGUAUCACCCCCUGGCAUCAGUGUCAUUGUCCUGUCCGCCCCAAAUACAG